GGGCACUUGAGAAGAAUUUACACACUUGCAUGAAGGCGGUGCAGUGCCCCAUUUGCUAUGACCCAUGCUACGAUCCGGUGCAAACGCGCUGCGGGCACAAAUAUUGCCGUCCGUGCCUCUCUCAGUGGACUGCGGAAGGCCAUACGUCGUGUCCAACUUGCCGAGGGUUCAUCACACCGCCCAAGACCGAUCCUGAACUGGCGUCGCCAUCGUUGGGUCGAUAUGUUGCCAUCCACUUCCUCCUCGGUCUGCAUUGGUUGAACCCAUACGGCAUUGGACUGUGGUAUUACGGCGGUUGUCACGGAUUUGGACUGUUGGCGUUGCUCCCGCUAAUGUGUUGGAGUGGCCGGUUCGAUGACGUGAUUUCGACGUGGUGGGACCUCGUCGUCCAUGCACUGAUCAUUCUCGUCACAGCAAGCAUCGCGAUUCAAUUGUUGUGGAGUCUGGGCUUGUAUUACACCCUCGAUUGGAUAGCAGUUUCGUUCUGCGUGUGCUUCCUAGCGCAAGUGAUCUGGCAUCGACUGGUGUGCCCCAUCCGCUACAACCCCUUCGAACAGUACGGACAUACGAAAGCCGUGCAGAUUAGGCCGCGGGUCUCCCAGCGCGGGUAGUAAAUGUUACAUUAAUAUCUCUUCAUUGUCAAUCAUUAUCAAACUACGU
This is a messenger RNA of Aphanomyces astaci, 660 nucleotides long. RefSeq lists its product as hypothetical. Bases 30 to 611 code for a protein of 193 amino acids. The transcript has a single exon. Gene Ontology annotation, molecular function: metal ion binding. Lineage: Eukaryota; Oomycota; Saprolegniomycetes; Saprolegniales; Verrucalvaceae. The record is from RefSeq and is a predicted model, not a curated record.